Messenger RNA from Xyrauchen texanus (razorback sucker), 719 nucleotides. RefSeq names its product FA core complex associated protein 24 (gene faap24). Gene Ontology annotation, biological process: interstrand cross-link repair. The transcript is spliced from 4 exons. Gene Ontology annotation, cellular component: Fanconi anaemia nuclear complex. Lineage: Eukaryota; Metazoa; Chordata; Actinopteri; Cypriniformes; Catostomidae. Gene Ontology annotation, molecular function: chromatin binding. Bases 50 to 697 code for a protein of 215 amino acids. The record is from RefSeq and is a predicted model, not a curated record.
CAGAAUUGAAUGAAUAAUUUAUUGAUUAUUAAAUCGGUCGUUGUCUGUGAUGGAAACGAAUCCCGUUCCCGCGAAACUAAUCAACGCCGCGCCUCCAUAUGGACAUAUUCUCACUAAUGAGAAGUGGAGGGGCUCAUCACUUGUGCAGUGUUUUAAAGGGAGUGUGAAGACGAUCUUUGAAGAGGAGCUGGGCAUUGUGGACUUCUGUCUGAGCAAUAAGACUUGUGUCCUCUAUGUGUCAGAGAGUGAUCAGGUGGCAGGAAACAGCUACAGGAGGAAGAUCGUCCGGUUUAGAAAUGCUAACAGUGGUCUGCAUGGCAUUGUGAUUGUGGAAAAGACUCAUCUGAGUGAGCAGUACUUCAGCGGGCUGCAGAGUUUUGUGGUUUUGGAGUUGGGUCUGACACUACUGCCCGUGUCCAACGCUGCUGAAGCCGCACAGCUCAUAGCACAGCUGGUUCUUGGAGAGAACAAAGAGAAUCCGUUCCGCAGGAGAAGUGUGUCCAGACUGCUGGAGCCGGUGGUGUUGAGUUUGGUUCAGCAGAUUCCUGGGGUUGGAAAGGUGAAGGCCAUGCUGCUGCUUCAGCGAUUCCCCGGCAUCCAUCAGCUCUGCAGAGCUUCAGUCCAGGAACUAGAGGCUGUAGUGGGGCAGACAACAGCCCAGCACAUCACAGCGUUCUUCCACAACGAGUUCACAUAGAACUCCACAUCAACGACUCCAG